GAGCAGUGAGGAUGAGAUAACAUACUGCAAUACAUAUGCAACUAGAAGUACAUUUGGAUCAGUGCAUAGAACUUUAUUUAAAUUUUGCUUGUUAACAAAAACAUUUCUUUCAGGUGAGGAUCCUUCAUCAGUUUGCGUGAGUUUGAGUAUUGAGAAACAUAUUUUUUUCAAUAGAUGAGGCAACAACCUAAAGAAGACGGUAUGAUUAUGUAUUCAAAUGCAUCUGCUGGGGAAUUUCUAACACUGGCACCAUUGGGUUUAUCUGCUACACAUGUUUAUCCAGCGUUUGUAUUUGGUGCACUUACUUAUUUUAUUAUUGUAUUUUGCAACAUGUUGGUUUUAACAACUAUUGCUGUGAGUAAAAAGCUACACAAGCCCAUGUUUAUCCUGCUGUUCAACUUGCCCAUUAGUGACAUGUUGGGUGCUACAGCUUUUUUUCCUCAGCUUCUGCUCAGCAUUGUGACACAGAACAGGGUGAUUUCAUAUCCUGCAUGUAUUACUCAGGGUUUUCUGAUUCACUUUUAUGGUACAGGAAACCUGCUGAUCUUGACUGCCAUGGCAUAUGACAGAUACAUUGCUAUAUGUUGUCCUUUAAGGUAUAAUACCAUCAUGAGUCAAAAUAAUUUAAUCAGAAUUAUCAUUGCAAUAUGGUUCCUUAAUUUUUCAUUGAUGUUUACAUUGUUUGUUUUACUUGUGCGGUUUAAAGUUUGCAGGACAAAUAUAGUGGAUUUGUACUGUAACAAUCCAUCAUUAGUGAAACUGGUCUGUGAGGACACCAGAUUGAACAACUACUAUGGAAUUGUGCUUGUGGUUUUGGGUGGACCACUGUUGAUAUUAAUAUACACAUAUGCACAGAUCUUGCAUACAUGUGUCAUGACUAAUCAUACAGAUGCCCGGAGAAAAGCCAUUCAAACAUGUGGUACACAUUUAGUUGUUUUCUUAAUUUUACAAAUCAAUACUGCCUUUACACUCAUUGCUCAUCGUAUUGAGAGUGCAUCCCCUUUCAUUAGAAGAGCUCUUGGUGUGUCAAUUUUAAUAUUUCCCCCUUUUUUGGACCCAAUUAUAUAUGGACUGAAAACUGCAGAACUAAAGCAGAGCAUAUUAUUGUACCUAAAAAGAAAGGCUUGUUCGACCAAGUUGUAAUCAGUUUUCAAUUUUGAUUUGAAUGAUUACAGGAAUCACAGCCAGUGUGGAAAUCUUGUCUCAACACUGACUCAAACAUAUGUGUACUAUGGAGGAAUGUAUAAAUGUGCAACCCCUGUUAUUUUCUUGACACUGCAAUAAAAGUAUUUGUUGCCAAAUUUCACUGUGUUCAACAGGACUCUAAAUGUUACAUUUAAGCAAUAUCACUUGAGGUCGUGAAUAUUAACACAGCUGUGAUUAAGAUAAUCACAGCUGAUAGUAAGCAGCAAAAUAUUAUGAUUUGUUUAUUUUCCAUUUGACAGGUGUAAAAACACCCUAAAUGUCACUCUUUUAUCCUGAAAUUUGAUUAUUUUUCCUAAAGCAACCCAAAAAGCAUGAACCUAUGAAGAUACCCGAACUGCCACUUCAGUGACUGAAAAACUGCAAAACAGGGAAAACUCACUGCAA
This is a messenger RNA of Epinephelus moara (kelp grouper), 1590 nucleotides long. Its product is annotated as olfactory receptor 52B2-like. The transcript has 3 exons. Gene Ontology annotation, cellular component: membrane. NCBI's taxonomy places the organism in Eukaryota, Metazoa, Chordata, Actinopteri, Perciformes, Serranidae. Gene Ontology annotation, biological process: G protein-coupled receptor signaling pathway. Gene Ontology annotation, molecular function: G protein-coupled receptor activity; olfactory receptor activity. The record is from RefSeq and is a predicted model, not a curated record. The coding region runs from base 175 to 1143 and encodes 322 amino acids.